This is a messenger RNA of Mercenaria mercenaria, 4015 nucleotides long. RefSeq lists its product as uncharacterized. The record is from RefSeq and is a predicted model, not a curated record. Bases 115 to 822 code for a protein of 235 amino acids. The transcript is spliced from 6 exons. NCBI's taxonomy places the organism in Eukaryota, Metazoa, Mollusca, Bivalvia, Venerida, Veneridae.
AAAUACAUGUACAUGUAAGGAGGACAGAUACCUUAGCAGCAUUAUAAUUUUGUUUUUUUCAUUUUUCAGGUAGAGUUGCAUUUGAGGGAGAACUUUUACAACAUUGACAUUCUCAUGCUGUUGGAGAUGUUUGUACAUCUAAUUUAUAUAGACAAAGUUGCUGUCAACUUCAGCGAAUAUAUUUUUGCACCGUUGUUCCUUGGCAUUGUAACUGAAAUGAAGGUUGAAGAUCGACUGAAAGCAACAAGGUGUAUAAGAAUCAUUGAGAUGGUAUUCACUAUACGAAAAUUUUUACCUCAAACUACCCUUCCAGUUGAUGAGGAAAUGGAUUGGAGAAUUGGUGAUACAGGUACUCAUGCAGUGAUACUACCAGUAUUCACCAGAAUCCUGGGGGAUCCAUCACACAUCCAGGAAAAACAUAGACCUACAGGUUCUGGCUGUUAUUUAGAGAUGCAGUACAAUGUGUUGGCUGAAAAAGCUGGCAUGGCGGCCCGUUUUCAUGACAAUGACAAGAUAGCAUUUCUAGUUAUGACUCAAGAUUCAUUCUGCAAUAACAAGAAACAUCAUAUGCUAGGUGAAGAAAUGACCAAUAUAAGGCUGCUGCAAGAACUAGGAUUAACUGUUGUCUGGGUUCACAAUGACAAGAUAGAGGAACUGGACAAAGAGAACAAACUGGAUUCAUUUGUCAAAUCAUUAUUUGUGCAGUUACUUGAGAAUGCAGAAGAAAAUCUAGCAGGAUCUGCAAGCGUUGCCGAAAACGCUGAACCUUUCGGUGGAGAAGGAGAUGAGGUUUACACAGAAGAUGAGAUAGAGGAUUUUUAAACAGUAAUUUGUUGAACACUAAUUCUGUGACAUGUUUUGAGAAAACAUUUGAAAAAAAAUGGAUAUGCAAGCUAACCUGCAUUACAGGUCACCUGUAUGUGAAGGGCUUUUAGUUUCUCAUGAAAAGCCUUAAAGUUUGUUAUGUGUGACCUUGCUCAGAAUGGUCAUAUUUAGGUGAGACAUUGCAAUCCACAGUUGAAUUAGCUUUAUUUAUAUAUAUAGAGAGUACCCCUGUCUAACACAGUCAGGAGCUAGCUAAAAAAUUGAUUGACAUUUUUUGUUCUGAUAUUUAAUAAAAUUCUCAGAUGAUAAAGGGGUAAAGAACAAUGCAAUACCUGUGAAAUUAGGAUUUAGAUUAUUUGAGUAAAUCUGUUGUAAUUUGCAAACACAAAUUGCAAACAUAGAAAUAUUUUGCCCAUUGCAGGAGUAAAAACGUGUCAAAAUUAACAUUAUAGUAAGAAGUAUUGACCGUUAUUGAAGGGUAGUUCAAAGUAUACGUCUAUAAAUAGAUGUUUUGCUGGGACAAGGCAGUGAGUUUGAAGAUGGAUAAUGUAUGAAUUAUCAGAGUUUCAGCGCUUCAUUUCCUGCAUUCUGGGGCAUUUUUGCAGCAUUUUAGAACAUCUUUUCCACUGCAUUUUUAAAUACAAUAUACCCCUUAUUUUCACAUUUUUAUGAGCUCACCUGGUAAAUCUGGAGAAAGUAAUAAAAAUGAGUUUACAAUGUCAUGUUCAUGAAUGCAUUUUUCAAGUCCUAAAAUGUUAAUAUCUAACUUGUCAGUUUUAUUUUAUAUUUUAGAAAGAGAAAUUGCACCAUUCUGCAGAUGACUUUGUGUUUUUAGUGUUGGAACUUGUGAAUAUUUUACUUAAUAUUUUUAAACUAUAUAUAGUAUGAAAUGGACUUUUUUUAUUUUUAUAGUGAAGAACUUACAUGUUGUUAAAAAUAAGCAUGAUGCAUACUGGUUUUGAACAGAUCUGAUUUCAUUCAGUGACAGCCUGGGAUAUAGGGGACACAUGUCUAUAGCGGUCACUUUCAAUCAAUCCCUUAGAUUACCUCUACAUACAUGUUAAGAUGUUGUUGAUUUAUAAUCUCAUUGUUUUCAUGUGUUGUUGUACCAUCUUUGUUAGCUCACCUGAGCACAAAGUGCUUAAGGUGAGCUUAUGUGAUCGCCCUGUGUCCGUUGUUCGUCCGUCGUCAGUCGUCCGUCUGUCAUAAACAAUUUGACUGUUAACACUCUAGAGGUCACAAUUUUGGCCCAAUCUUAAUGAAACUUGGUCAGAAUGUAACCCUCAAUAAAAUCUUAGACGAGUUUGAUAUUGGGUCAUCUGGGGUAAAAAACUAGGUCACCAGGUCAAAUCGAAUGAAAAGCUUGUUAACACUCUAGAGGUCACAAUUUUGGCCCAAUCUUUAUGAAACUAGGUCAGAUUCUUACCCUCAGUAAAAUCUUGGACUAGUUUGAUAUUGGGUCAUCUGGGGUCAAAAACUAGGUCACCAGGUCAAAUCAAAGGAAAAGCUUGUUAACACUCUAGAGGUUACAAUUUUGGCCCAAACUUAAUGAAACUUGGUCAGAAUGUAACCCUCAAUAAAAUCUUGGACGAGUUUGAUAUUGGGUCAUCUGGGGUCAAAAACAAGGUCACCAAGUCAAAUCAAAGGAAAAGCUUGUUAACACUCUAGAGGUCACAAUUUUGGCCCAAUCUUAAUGAAACUUGGUCAGAAUGUAACCCUCAAUAAAAUCUUGGACGAGUUUGAUAUUGGGUCAACUGGGAUCAAAAACAAGGUCACCAGGUCAAAUCAAAGGAAAAGCUUGUUAACACUCUAGAGGUCACAAUUUUGGCCCAGUCUUAAUGAAACUUGGUCAGAAUGUAACCCUCAAUAAAAUCUUGGACGAGUUUGAUAUUCGGUCAUCUGGGGUCAAAAACUAGGUCACCAGUUCAAAUCAAAGGAAAAGUUUGUUAACACUGUAGAGGCCACAUUUAUGACUGUAUGUAUCUUCAUGAAACUUGGUCAGAAUUUUAAUCUUGAUGAUCUCAAGGUCCAGUUUAAAUCUGGGUCAUCUAGGGUCAAAAACUAGGUCACUGGGUCAAAUCAAAGGAAAAGCUAGUAAACACUCUAGAGGCCACAUUUAUGACCAUAUCUUAAUAAAACUUGGUCAGAAUGUUAAUCUUGAUGAUAUAUAGGUCAGGUUCAAAUCUGGGUCAGAUGGGGUCAAAAACUAGAUCACUAGGUCAAAUCAAAGGAAAAGCUUGUUAACACUCUAGAAGCCACAUUUAUGACUGUAUCUUCAUGAAUCUUAGUCAGAAUGUUAGUCUUGAUGAUCUUUAGGUUAUGUUCUAAUCUUGGUCUUAUGGGGUCAAAAACUAGGUCACUGGGUCAAAUCAAAGGAAAAGCUUGUUAACACACUAGAGGUCACACUUUUGGCCCAAUCUUAAUGAAACUAGGUCAGAAUGUUACCCUCAAAAAAAUCUUGGACGAGUUUGAUACUGGGUCAUCUGGGGUCAAAAACUAGGUCACCAGGUCAAAUAAAAGAAAAAGCUUGUUAACACUGUAGAGGCCACAUUUAUGACUGUAUGUAUCUUCAUGAAACUUGGUCAGAAUUUAACUCUUGAUGAUCUCAAGUUCCGGUUUGAAUCUGGGUCAUUUAGGGUCAGAAACUAGGUCACCAGGUCAAAUCAAAGAAAAAGCUAGUUUACACUGUAGAGGCCACAUUCAUGACCAUAUCCUAAUGAAAUUUGGUCAGAAUAUUAAACUUGAUGAUUCCUAGGUUAGGUGAGCGAUACAGGGCCUUCAUGGCCCUCUUGUUUUGAAUUUUAAAGAUGUAUUAGGUAUUUUUACUUUCAGACCUCAAAAUUACAAGGUCAUUUAAACAGCAAAAUACACAUUUUGUUGUGGCAUAUAAGUAAAUCAUGAUGUUAUCAAACUCCAGAAAGUUGAUACAAAUAUAUUUUCAGACUAUAGUAGGCAAAGUACAAGAAAAUGGGAUGAUUUCAGUUAUAUUAAUCUAACCUGUAAUUAUUAGAACAGCUGUAUAUUAAAUGUGGAUCUAGUAGAAAGGAAUAAUGUACGGUGGAUUCCCUCCAGACUAGAACCACUUAAACCUAGAAAUUCCUCCAGACUGAACAAACGGUGAGGUUGAGAUAAAAAUGAUGUUUUGUAAUGGCUUUAUCUUGCAAUGCACAAAAUACAUUGUUGGAAUAUU